Trichophyton benhamiae CBS 112371 is the source of this 189-nucleotide messenger RNA. RefSeq lists its product as uncharacterized. The record is from RefSeq and is a predicted model, not a curated record. The transcript has 2 exons. The coding region runs from base 1 to 189 and encodes 62 amino acids. NCBI's taxonomy places the organism in Eukaryota, Fungi, Ascomycota, Eurotiomycetes, Onygenales, Arthrodermataceae.
AUGUCGAAUCGACGAGAAGACGGAGAAGCAGAUGAAGACGACGAACUGAGAUCGACGGUCGUGGUCGGUGAUAGUCUGGUUGGCUGUGUCACUGCUGCUGGUGGUGGUGAAGGUAAACAGAAGGCGAAGAAGACGGAGAAGAAGGAGAAGAAGGAGAAGAAGAAGGUCAAGGUUGGUGUCAGAGUUUGA